AUGGCUGAUGAUGAUAUUGCUGCGUUGGUUGUAGACAAUGGCUCUGGUAUGUGCAAAGCUGGCUUUGCCGGGGACGAUGCACCUAGAGCUGUCUUUCCGUCGAUUGUUGGUCGUCCUCGCCACCAAGGAGUGAUGGUUGGUAUGGGCCAGAAAGACUCGUACGUCGGCGAUGAGGCGCAAAGCAAGCGAGGAAUUUUGACACUGAAAUAUCCUAUUGAACAUGGAAUAGUCACGAACUGGGACGACAUGGAGAAGAUCUGGCAUCACACAUUUUACAAUGAACUCCGAGUUGCCCCUGAGGAACACCCUGUUCUCCUUACAGAGGCCCCUUUGAAUCCGAAGGCAAACCGAGAAAAAAUGACGCAGAUCAUGUUUGAAACAUUCAACUGUCCAGCUAUGUAUGUAGCUAUCCAGGCCGUGUUGUCUCUGUAUGCCUCUGGUCGUACCACUGGUAUUGUUCUGGACAGUGGUGAUGGUGUGAGCCACACCGUGCCUAUUUACGAGGGCUAUGCCCUGCCCCAUGCAAUCCUACGUCUGGACUUAGCUGGGAGAGAUCUGACAGAUUACCUCAUGAAGAUUCUAACAGAACGUGGUUACUCCUUUACGACCACUGCUGAGCGUGAAAUUGUCCGUGACAUCAAAGAAAAGCUGUGCUACGUGGCAUUGGACUUUGACCAGGAGCUGCAAACUGCUGCUUCAAGCUCCAGUCUUGAGAAGAGCUACGAGCUUCCCGAUGGUCAAGUCAUAACCAUAGGAAAUGAGAGGUUCAGGUGCCCCGAAGCAUUGUUCCAACCAUCUUUCCUUGGCAUGGAAGCUUCUGGUAUCCACGAGACAACCUACAACUCAAUCAUGAAGUGUGACGUUGACAUCCGUAAAGACCUCUAUGCCAACACUGUCCUCUCUGGUGGUACAACCAUGUACCCUGGUAUUGCUGACCGAAUGCAGAAGGAAAUCACAGCCUUGGCGCCCUCCACCAUGAAGAUCAAGAUCAUUGCCCCCCCUGAGCGCAAGUACUCUGUUUGGAUUGGAGGCUCCAUCCUGGCUUCCUUAUCAACUUUCCAACAGAUGUGGAUCUCCAAACAGGAGUACGAUGAAUCUGGUCCAGCCAUUGUGCACCGCAAGUGCUUCUAA
Messenger RNA from Pocillopora verrucosa, 1131 nucleotides. RefSeq names its product actin-3. The record is from RefSeq and is a predicted model, not a curated record. Lineage: Eukaryota; Metazoa; Cnidaria; Anthozoa; Scleractinia; Pocilloporidae.